Lottia gigantea (owl limpet) is the source of this 900-nucleotide messenger RNA. RefSeq lists its product as hypothetical. The annotation marks the transcript as partial. The record is from RefSeq and is a predicted model, not a curated record. Lineage: Eukaryota; Metazoa; Mollusca; Gastropoda; Lottiidae. The transcript has a single exon.
AAUCAGAUUAAUGACCUACAUAAUAAUCAGAUUAAUGAUCUAAAUAAUAAUCAGACUGAUGACCUACAUAAUAAUCAGAGUGAUGACCUAUAUAAUAUUAAGAUUGAUGGCCUUCACAAUUAUCAGACUGAUGACCUACACAAUAAUCAGAUUGAUGACCAACAUAAUAAUCAGAGUGAUGACUUAUAUAAUAAUCAGAUUAAUGACCUACACAAUAAUCAGACUGAUGACCUACACAAUAAUCAGAUUGAUGACCAACAUUAUAAUCAGACUGAUGACCUACAUAAUAAUCAGAAUAAUGACCUAUAUAAUAAUCAGAUUAAUGACCUAUAUAAUGAUCAGAUGGAUGACCUACAUAAUAAACAGACUGAUGACCUACAUAAUAAUCAGAUUAAUGACCUAUAUAAUGAUCAGAUGGAUGACCUACAUAAUAAACAGAUUGAUGACCUACAUAAUAAUCAGUUUGAUGGCUUACAUAAUAAUCAGAUUAAUGACCUAUAUAAUGAUCAGACUAAUGACCUACAUAGCAAUCAGAUUAAUGACCUAUAUAAUAAUCAGAUGGAUGACCCACAAAUCAAUAAGACUGAUGACCUACAUAGUAAUCAGAUUGAUGACCUACAUAAUAAUCAGAUUAAUGACCUACAUAAUGAACAAACUGGUGACCUACAUAAUAAUCAGACUGAUGACCUAUAUAAUAAUCAGAUUGAUGACCUACAUAAUAAUCAGAUUGAUGACCUAUAUAAUAAUCAGAUUGAUGACCUACAUAAUAAUCAGACUGAUGACCUAUAUAAUAAUCAGAUUGAUGACCUACAUAAUAAUCAGACUGAUGACCUAUAUAAUAAUCAGAUUGAUGACCUACAAUUGAGCAUAAAAACUUACGUUGACAAUCCGUUUUGUUAG